Ricinus communis (castor bean) is the source of this 1633-nucleotide messenger RNA. Its product is annotated as growth-regulating factor 4. The record is from RefSeq and is a predicted model, not a curated record. Gene Ontology annotation, biological process: regulation of DNA-templated transcription; DNA-templated transcription; developmental process. Gene Ontology annotation, molecular function: ATP binding. The transcript has 4 exons. The coding region runs from base 295 to 1338 and encodes 347 amino acids. Gene Ontology annotation, cellular component: nucleus. NCBI's taxonomy places the organism in Eukaryota, Viridiplantae, Streptophyta, Magnoliopsida, Malpighiales, Euphorbiaceae.
UGGCCUUGAGGAUCCCCUCUUCAGAGACACUGCCCCCUUUUCCCAACACAACACAGACUAAGACUGUGACACACGCACACACACACACACACACAAUACGCAUACAUAUAUACACACAAGCCUAAUACAAAAUUACUAAAUGGCCAAGACACAGGCUGAUCUGUGUCCCAUCUCUCGCCUCCAUGUCUCAGUCCUUGUUUAAGCAUCUGGUUAGUCAAUAGAUUGUGAUAAUAUAGUCAAUAGUAGUAGAAAGUAAUAGUAUUUAUUGUUUUUUUCUGGUGGUGGGUGGUGGAGAUGAAUAGGAGUGGUGGUGUUGAUGUUGGUGUUGGUGCGGGUGGUGCGGGUGGUGGUGGUGGUGGUGGGGCAGGGGGAGGUGUGAUGGGGGGAACAGGAGGGGUUUUGUCAAUGAGGUCUUCUCCAUUCACAGUUUCACAGUGGCAAGAAUUGGAACAUCAAGCUUUGAUUUUUAAGUACAUGAUGGCAGGUUUACCUGUGCCACAUGAUCUUGUGCUCCCCAUUCAGAAGAGUUUUGAGUCCAUUUCUCAUAGAUUCUUCCACCAUCCUACUGUGGGUUAUUGCUCCUUUUAUGGGAAGAAGGUUGACCCGGAGCCGGGAAGAUGCAGGAGGACCGAUGGCAAGAAGUGGAGGUGCUCCAAAGAUGCAUACCCGGACUCUAAGUAUUGUGAGCGCCACAUGCACCGUGGCCGCAACCGUUCAAGAAAGCCUGUGGAAUCACAAACCAUGACACAGUCAUCAUCCACUGUGACAUCACUGACUGUUACUGGAAGCAGCAGCACGACUGGAAGCUUCCAGAGCCUUCCUUUGCAUGCCUUUGGUAAUCUCCAGGGCACUGGUUCUGGAACAAACCAAUCCCACUAUAGCAUGGACUCCAUUCCAUAUGGAAUCCCGAGCAAAGAUUACAGGUAUGUUCAAGGACUUAAGUCUGAGGUUGGUGAGCAUAGUUUCUUCUCUGAAGCUUCAGGAAGCAAUAGGGGUGUUCAAAUGGACUCACAGCUCGAGAAUGCGUGGCCGCUGAUGCAAUCCAGAGUCUCAACAUUCAAUGUAUCAAAAUCAACUGAUAACUCAAUUUUGCAGAACGGUUAUCCCCAGAGUUCAUAUUUCAGUGGUGAAUUUGGCACUGGGGAAUCUGUGAAACAGGGGGGUCAGUCUCUUCGACCCUUCUUGGAUGAAUGGCCUAAGACUCGGGACUCUUGGUCAGGCCUUGAAGAUGACAGAUCCAAUCCAACCUCAUUCUCUACGACCCGCCUUUCAAUAUCCACUCCCAUGGCUUCAUCUGAUUUGUCCACCCCAAGUUCUCGUUCACCACAUGAUAACUGAGAAGGUUUGGCAAGUUAAAGAGUGGGACCUUCUUGCAGGGAAUGUUCUGGCAAAUUGUAGCAAUAUUUAACAUUGUGUGUAUGCUCGGAAAAAAAAAAAAAAACAUCGAGCCCCCCACAUGCUUUUCAUUUUCUAUCAUGGUUAAACUGUUGUGGAUUUUCUUGCAUAGAUGUUUGUGUAAUGCUACGCUGGAAAGGUUUGGAAACUCCAGGUUUUUAGUUGUGGAAUAAAACAAACUCAAGAUGUGGUGCUUUGUUGUAUUCAAUCAAAAGGGCAGCGAUUUUUUUGACUUUCA